AUGAAAUUCUCGACUAUCCUUGUCGCGGUGGCUGCUUCGGCGGCAAAUGCCCAGCGACCAACCAAUGUCUCCAUAUGCGACUACUACACCACAGCUCUCCUUAAAGAGAACACGGCAGAGAAUCAACUGACCCUGCUCACGCUCCUCGUCAAUACUGUCGUAAUUGGCAACUAUACAGCCCCCAACGUCGGCGUCAAAGUCCCCGGCAUCCUUGCCCCAGGCCACAUCAACGGCAAGGCCGUCAAUCUUCUGCCAUACUUUAACGGCCAGCUAGCCUCGACCAAUACCGGUGGCCCUCAUGGAGAAUCCGUCAACUUCCUCGACGGUGGCGGCGCAGCACCGCUCAUGAAGAACAAGCCUGCCAACGAGGAGUCCUCAAGACAAUAUUUCCUCCUCACGCACCUGUAUCAGUUCUUCGGCUCCCUCCUCUCCUGCUCUCACCAAGGAAUGCCGGGCUUUCCCGCCUAUGGCGGCCGAGCAUCGCUCUACCAAGUCCACAAGUUCAUGGCUCUCGACAACGCAGAACUGACCUACUUCAUCCAACAGAUUGCCCUCGCCGCGCAGUCAUUUGGUGUAGCCGCCUCGGACAUUGAGAUUGUAGGCAACGCCCUCUCCAACGCCUUCGGCAUGCGCUGUGCUACGCCCGCCACAGUUAUUAAGGCGCAAGGGCCACAACUGCAGGCGAUUUGUAUUGAGAGCGAUUGCCCCUUGGCAAAGAACGCAUCUUGUGGCCUAUAUGAAGCAGUGGUGGAGCCGUCGGCCAAAAGUAAUUCAACCGCAACCAUGGAUUCACACAGCACUGUGAUGGCGACAGCAACCCAGCCGACGACAGUACCUUCGGCUGGGGCUGGGACUCUCCAUUGUUUGAAUGGCGCGGCCGUUGCUGCCGUAGUUGGUGUCGCUGCGUUUGCUGUCUAG
Molecule: messenger RNA, 918 nt
Organism: Trichoderma virens Gv29-8
Lineage: Eukaryota; Fungi; Ascomycota; Sordariomycetes; Hypocreales; Hypocreaceae
Exons: 3
Coding region: 1-918 (305 amino acids)
Source: RefSeq, a predicted model, not a curated record